AUGCCGGAUACGGGCGCUCAUCCGGGUGUGAGGAGCUUGCUCGCCAGGUUCGAAAACAACAACAACAACAACAACAACAACAACAACAACAACAACAAUAACAACAACAGCAACCAGAAUACCACGUCCCCACCCUCCCGCGGUCGAUCUCCCGUCGGUUCUGAGCACUCGGGUUCUAGGCCUCUGUCGAAAGUGCGUGCGAGCUUCAUAGCUGUUGAUGGGGCCACUCAAUCUGGCGCCAUUGCUGGGCUGAGAAGCGCAAGUAGUCGCAGUGACAGCCCUGCUGCUCCCUCGUCGAGGGUGAGGAGUUUCAAUUCAGAUGAUCUGAACGCCCCCUUGAAAAGUCCCUUGUCGUCCCCAAUCAGCAAUGGCUUAGAUAACGAGCAAACCUCGGAUGAGACCAAGUCAGGCGACAUGGUGGAAACAGUGAUCACACAAGUGACCUCUCCCGAAAAGGGUGCAAGGCCUCAGGCCAAGGAAGCAGCGUUCCCUCAUAAGGGAAGCGACCCCACCUCGACCGUCUCUGCUGCGCCAUCUCCGAAGAAGACGCAGACAGUCACUAAGCGCCCAUCCACCAUCCCAGCGGAUAAAGUUUCACCCAGUCGGUCUGCGUCCAAGUCGACGUCUACGACCCUGAAGUCUGCCGCACAUCCGCGAACUCCACCAUCUCCUGCCAAGCCCGACCAUGCUAAGGCCUCUAAGCCGGCACGCUCCCCCAGACCUCCUGCCACUAGGGACUCGCCCAAAGCUCCAAUCACCAAGACAAGCCGUUCGUCUUUAAACACGACAGCCAAGACUGCUACGCGACCUGUUCGCUCUUCCAUGCCGGCACGCGAGGCAACCAAGCCGGCAGCGACGAGUGCAUCUCGCACUAACAAGCCGGAAUCAAGACCGCCAACCAAGUCGGCUCGUCCGCCCGCUUCAGCAACGACAUCAACUCUGUCAUCGGCCACUAGAGGAGGAGCUACUGGAACAACUACCUCUAGCUUGUCCCGAAAGCCGUCGAGCUUGAAGAAUGCGACAAGUGGAAUCCACCGCACGACUACUGCUUCUAGCGUUCGCAAGCAGACAUCCCAACCUUCUCUCCAACGUCAACCAGCACAUGACCGCCCGCAUUCCCGAGUGAGCAACACCAGUUCUAGGGCGGUUGACGAGGGAUUUCUGGCUAGAAUGAUGCGCCCCACCGCUAGUUCUGCCAGCAAAGCUCAUGAAAAGGUUGAAAUGAAGAGUCCACCCCGGCCUUCCCGGGCGACCCGGGCUCCAGUAAGACCAGUUACUUCGAAGACGGAGGCCCACAGCUCGCGCUCUACGAAGGAGAAGAGUGUGGCUAAAAAGCCACAGGAGAAGCCGCAGCCAGUGUCUACUGAGAAAGAAGAACCACAGGCAAAGGCAGUUGAUCCACGGGAGGAUAGUGCACAUGUGGAUGCUACAGAGCAUCAUGCCAAGGUUGCGGACGAGCCUGUUCAAGCCGUGGUUGACUCGGCAGUUGAUACAAUCGAGAAGGAACCCACCGCUGAGAAGCAGUCGGAGAAUUUGCCCGUCGAACUCUCGGUGGCUUCUGAAACCGCACCAGUUAGACCCUCUGAGCUGGAGCAACCUAUCAAAGCCACAGAGGUCUCCGAAGAACAGACUCUCGCUGCUCCAUCAACCCAAGAGCUCACCAUCUCUGCCGACGAGGCGUCAGAUGCCCAGAGCGUUGAGCCCUCUGGGCUUUCUAAUACCGAAGAGACCAAGGAACAAACUGAUGUUGAGUCUCCAGCUGCCACUGCUGAAGAGAUGCCUGUUGAGAAUGUUGCUAAGUUAGAGGUCAAGGCAGACGACGUUGAUGUCGACGUUGGCCACUUGUCUCUUAACUGA
Molecule: messenger RNA, 1857 nt
Organism: Aspergillus bombycis
Lineage: Eukaryota; Fungi; Ascomycota; Eurotiomycetes; Eurotiales; Aspergillaceae
Exons: 1
Coding region: 1-1857 (618 amino acids)
Source: RefSeq, a predicted model, not a curated record